UUAUUUUAAAACACCAUACGGUUAAUUAAACACUCCUGUGUUACUUAAAAAUACACGAUUUAGUUUAUUUUUGGUCCGAAUAGAGCGUCGAGUAGUGUUCGUUAAUUAUUGAAAAAGACAAAAUGUUUUAUCGUGCUAAAUAAUGGGAAAAUUUAGGUGAAAAUGCGGUCGUUAUUUCUGUUAUGCGGCAUUACAGUGCUCGUGGUGCUAAUAAAUUGCGAAAAAAAAAUCAAAAACGAGGUGGGAGCCUUGGAGACGCCCCCAAAGAAGUUCAUUGGCAGGAUCGAACAUGGAAAAGUCAAAGUGUUAAGAAGCAAACAACCUAAUGAAGAGUUUUGCAAUAAAAAGGGCCAAAGUUGCCAGAAAACGGAGGAAGAAGAGGAUGGAGACUCAAGCGAGGAACCUAAAAGGCAAAAAAUUAAAUACAGCAUCAAAUUCCGUCACGAAAAACAGAAAAAAUCCGAAAAGAACAACGGAGACAUGAACAUCAUGAGGCUGCACAAGAACAGCCGCAAGAAGUACGGGCUGUUGAACUAUAUGUUAUGCCUGAAGGGCACUAAUAGGGCAUUUAGUGGUAGGAACGUUAAAAGUGUUUGUGUCGGCAAAUAUGUUCUCCUUUUUUACAAUGACUUAGAAUAGGAAACGCGACUACUACGACGACGACGACUCCAGUGAGGAGGAGGACGACAGCCCGAUCAAGAAGAGGUUCAGGGAGAUGGACGAUGACGACUAAAACUGCUCGGCAACGUUGUAUUAUUAAUUUUAGUUAUGAUUUUUCCCCCGGUUUGUGAUAAGACUUUUAGAAAAUAAACAUUUCAGUAUUCAA
Molecule: messenger RNA, 826 nt
Organism: Anthonomus grandis grandis
Lineage: Eukaryota; Metazoa; Arthropoda; Insecta; Coleoptera; Curculionidae
Exons: 4
Coding region: 163-639 (158 amino acids)
Source: RefSeq, a predicted model, not a curated record